AUGUUUAUUUCAAUAGUCAGUUUUGUUAUUCUCAUUAUAAUUUGUUCGAUUAACAGUCUAUGUACACAGUCUCAAUGUAAUGCACAACAAUCUGGUUCAACAUGUUGUUUUCAAUUGGGUUGUUGUCCAGCUGUUAACAAUGUUUGUUGUUCGAAUGAUUUAACAAGUUGUUGUUCAACUCAAUAUCCAGUUUGUUGUGGUACUGGAAAAGGUUGUUGUCGUCGAGAAUAUCCAGUAUGUUGUUCCACUUAUUGUUGUUCAUCUGGUUCAUAUUGUUGUGGAAAAAAAUGUUGUCGAAGAAAUCUAUCAACAGCUCGUCUCAUUGAAAUAAAUGACGGAAUAUCAAAAAUGACUCAAUACCAACAAAUUAUUAUGAACAUGUAUUAUUCAUAG
This is a messenger RNA of Rotaria sp. Silwood2, 393 nucleotides long. Lineage: Eukaryota; Metazoa; Rotifera; Eurotatoria; Philodinida; Philodinidae. The record is from the annotation of a GenBank genome assembly.